CGGCCGCGCCGUAGCCAUGAUCCACAGCCUGUUCCUCAUCAACGCGGCGGGCGACAUCUUCCUGGAGAAGCACUGGAAGAGCGCGGUGAGCCGCUCCGUCUGCGACUACUUCUUCGAGGCGCAGGAGCGCGCGUCCGAGGCGGAGAACGUGCCGCCCGUCAUCCCCACGCCCCACCACUACCUGCUCAGCGUCUACCGCCACCGCAUCUUCUUCGUGGCCGUCAUCCAGAGCGAGGUGCCGCCGCUCUUCGUCAUCGAGUUCCUGCACCGCGUCGUCGACACCUUCCAGGAUUAUUUUGGCGUCUGCUCAGAGGUGGUGAUCAAAGACAAUGUGGUGGUGGUUUAUGAGGUGCUGGAGGAGAUGUUGGACAAUGGAUUCCCUCUGGCUACCGAGUCCAACAUCCUGAAGGAGUUGAUAAAGCCCCCCACCAUUCUGCGGACAGUUGUCAACACCAUCACAGGAAGCACCAAUGUGGGCGAUCAGCUCCCUACAGGCCAGCUGUCAGUGGUGCCAUGGCGCCGGACUGGGGUGAAGUAUACCAACAACGAGGCGUAUUUUGAUGUGAUUGAGGAGAUAGAUGCCAUCAUCGACAAGUCGGGUUCCACAAUUACUGCCGAAAUCCAAGGGGUGAUUGAUGCUUGUGUCAAGCUGACAGGGAUGCCGGACCUCACUCUCUCCUUCAUGAACCCCCGAUUGCUGGAUGAUGUCAGCUUCCAUCCUUGUGUGCGUUUCAAACGCUGGGAGUCGGAACGGAUUCUUUCUUUCAUCCCACCUGAUGGGAAUUUCCGUCUGCUCUCCUACCAUGUCAGUGCUCAGAACUUGGUGGCCAUUCCUGUUUAUGUUAAACACAACAUCAGUUUCCGUGACAGUAGUUCGCUGGGACGCUUCGAGAUCACUGUAGGACCCAAGCAGACAAUGGGGAAGACUGUAGAAGGGGUGAUGGUCACUAGCCAGAUGCCAAAAGGUGUCUUAAACAUGAGCCUCACUCCCUCUCAGGGAACGCACACUUUUGACCCCGUGACAAAGCUGCUGUCAUGGGAUGUAGGGAAAAUAAACCCCCAGAAGCUGCCGAGUUUGAAGGGGACCAUGAGCCUCCAAGCAGGGGCCUCCAAGCCUGACGAAAAUCCCACUAUCAACCUGCAGUUUAAAAUUCAGCAGCUGGCUAUCUCUGGGCUGAAGGUGAAUCGCCUGGAUAUGUAUGGGGAGAAGUACAAACCCUUCAAGGGCAUAAAAUAUAUGACGAAGGCUGGCAAGUUCCAAGUCCGGACAUAGAGGCGUCUGAGAGCGAGGGAAGAACCACAAGCAUUCUUUUUUUUUUUUUUUUCCUUUCCACUCCUUCCCCUAUGUCCACAGCUGUUGGCUUCUUCCUUUACCCACUGUCACCCCUGCUGGGCCCACGUCUUAGGCUUGGGUUCCCCUGGAACGCUAGUGCUGAUGUGGUCAGGGAGGGGGCCAUAUAAAGGGGAAAGGGGCCAAUUGGGUAGCAUCUGUUGUAGCAGAGUCCUGAAUUCUCAGAUGGGGCAGAGGAGAAAUGAAAUGUCAGGUCCAUGGGGUUGGCACUUCAGAUAAGUAGGCUCCACUCCUGGCACCUCGCUCUGCUUCCCAGUGGAACCACUGGUGCCAACUCCCACCCCACCCCACACGCACCACACAGUCCUUGCUCAGCUGGCUGAUGUCUUUCCACGGGUGGCACAAGACUUGGUUUGAAAGAGCUGGGUUCCCAGUUCAGUGGUUUGACAUUCCGUCCUGUCCCUGACCAGGCAUUCCUGUUCAGUACUGGAUCGAGUGCCAAGCUUAGGGGAGGAGUGGUGGGUCAGGGAUGUUCUCUCGGGAGGAGCAAAGGCAGCUGGAGAGAGGAGGUGCAAGGGGAGGAUACAAAGGCCUUGGGGAGGUGGCUGGAAUAACAGUGCUUGGCAUGUGCAGCUCUUCUGAGCACCUGAGGAUGGAUGGGAAACCUGAAGCCUCAGAAUCGUGCCCUUACAAGAGGUCAUUGGAGCAGGGGUCACCCCAAGGCCUGGUAGACUGAUGUUUCUGAAUGUGCAUGUUGCUUCUUCUCUCCGUUUAGUAUUUGGGAGAGGGAAUUGCUCCUGGUUCCCUGCUGGCAGGUGGGGGUACAGUUGUGUACAUAACCUUUAUUUAAGCAUCUGUAUAAAGUGCUGUCUGACAGGAAUCCUCACUGCAGCAAGCAGAGGCUGAGCAAUGCCUUAGCAGUAAUUGGGGCAGUGACUUCUGUGUCUGACUGCUUGUCUGUUGAUGGUGAUGAGGCUCUGCUGUCCUGCUGCUUACUGAGGUGGAUGUAGGUAGUCCUGUGCUUCUGGCUGUCUAACCUCAUCCCACUCUGUCUUGCUCUACUGCGGGUGGACUCUAGCCCAUGUGGUGUGGUGUAUUUGCCUCUGGGGCCACCUGUCCUGCGAGAUGCUGUGUUGUGCUAGGCUGUACCAGCCGGUGAUGCCUCCCACUGCAGAGCAAAGCACCUGUGAGAUGUGAGCAGUGCACGCGUUGCUCUGCCUUAUCUGCAGUGCACUCUGGGCGAUGAGAUGCUGCCUGUGGCAUUUGCUGUGGCAGCAGGAUUUACCUGGUGAGCUGCUGCGCAUGUGGCUCUGGUCCCUGUGAAGCUGCUGUGGCUCUGGGCUCCAGUGCACGUAUGAGCUGGAGGGGGUGACGGGCUGUAGGGUAGCAAGUGUCUUGCUCUGCUGUGUGUGUGGUGCCUCAUUUUGGAAUGACAUAUUCCUAUGCAACUAAUGUGAACUGUGCUGCGAGGUGGCCUCAAAACUGAGCAUGCUCACUACAAAUGUACGGGUUCGAUAUGAGCAUCAAUAAAGUUGUUUUACCUGU
This is a messenger RNA of Gavialis gangeticus (Gharial), 2836 nucleotides long. It is a transcript of the gene AP3M2, whose product is annotated as adaptor related protein complex 3 mu 2 subunit. Gene Ontology annotation, cellular component: clathrin adaptor complex; cytoplasmic vesicle. The record is from RefSeq and is a predicted model, not a curated record. Gene Ontology annotation, biological process: endocytosis; intracellular protein transport. Bases 17 to 1273 code for a protein of 418 amino acids. The transcript has 8 exons. NCBI's taxonomy places the organism in Eukaryota, Metazoa, Chordata, Crocodylia, Gavialidae.